AUGCAAGGAUAUAAGCGCUUUGUUGUGAAGGAUCCACAAAAGGCGCAUCUAUUUUAUAUGCCAUUUAGUUCACGGAUGCUAGAGUACACUCUAUAUGUACGUAACUCUCACAACCGUACAAACCUAAACCAAUUUUUGAAGGAAUAUUCUGAAAAAAUUGCAGCAAAGUAUCCUUAUUGGAACAGAACUGGUGGAGCAGAUCAUUUUCUUGUUGCUUGCCAUGACUGGGAAGGGAUGUGUCUCUUCGGGAAACAUAUGUUCGUUCUGCGAGAAAUCCUCUUAGAGAUCUUGGAGGCAAACCCCCUUCUCAGAGGCAGAUUCAUGCAUGGCUAUUUACGUCCAAUUCUGAUAGAGCACUGGAAGGACAAAAGCCCUGAUAUGAAGAUCUUUGGUCCAACGCCUCCUGGUGUUGCAAUCAAAAUGAACUACAUCCAGCAUAUGAAGAGAAGCAAAUACUGUAUUUGCCCCAAGAGUUACGAGUGUAAUGCAAAUCCACAAGUUAGAAAAGAUCCAAAGCUCCCAAACUCUAUAAUCCUCCAUUGUCAUCAUCUCCUUGGGAGGCCUGCGAUCUAUGGUAUCCGCGCAGAAGAGAUUCCAGAUGAAGCAAAGUAG
Prunus armeniaca (apricot) is the source of this 612-nucleotide messenger RNA. The record is from the annotation of a GenBank genome assembly. NCBI's taxonomy places the organism in Eukaryota, Viridiplantae, Streptophyta, Magnoliopsida, Rosales, Rosaceae.